Messenger RNA from Camelina sativa (false flax), 1431 nucleotides. RefSeq lists its product as uncharacterized. NCBI's taxonomy places the organism in Eukaryota, Viridiplantae, Streptophyta, Magnoliopsida, Brassicales, Brassicaceae. The record is from RefSeq and is a predicted model, not a curated record. Gene Ontology annotation, cellular component: cytosol. Gene Ontology annotation, molecular function: magnesium ion binding; holo-[acyl-carrier-protein] synthase activity.
CGGUUUCAGGUUAAGUAACUAAAACCGUUCGAUUUUAAAUUUACGGUUCGGUACGGUUCUGUUAUAUUUGGAAUCCUUAGCUAUUUCCCCGUCGGUUCCUCCGUCACCUUCUCCGUUACCGGCGAGAGACCUCGCCGUCGAUCUCCAAUCUUUCAGUUCUUCUUCUGAUUCUAUAUCGAUUCUCCCAAUUUGACUUCUCACCGGUUUAGUUUCCCGAUAUAUAUAUUAAUUUCCCUCCUUCUUCGUCCAUUUGGUCCGAUUCGUAUAGCGAAGAUUUUGGGAUUCCUCUCGAAAUAAGACUNUUUUUUUUUUUUUUUUUUUUUUUUGGGAGCUGAUGAGAAGAAGUGUCAUCUCUCGCAAAUGCAGCGAAGCCUCUCAAUGGGUUUGACUUCACUGCUUCCUCUGAAACUUCCAUCUCGGAUGGAGACUCAUCUUUGGUAUAUUAGACCAGAUGAAGUGAAAUGUGCAUCUCUUCUAAAACACUACUCUCAACUUUUGUCACCAACUGAGAAAGAUAGAGUUCUUCAGAUGCGAGGCGAUGAGCUUAAGAAGAAUGCUUUGCUUGCUCGCACCUUGGUUCGGACCACCAUCGCUAGAUAUCAGACAAACAGUGAGGUCGAUCCUCGGUCCUUGAUGUUCAAGAAGAAUAAGUAUGGGAAGCCUGAGGUAGAUUGGCAGAAUUAUAACAACUGUAAUAACCCACCAUUGCAUUUCAAUAUCUCCCACACAGAUUCAUUAAUUGCCUGUGGGGUGACUGUACAUGUUCCGGUUGGUAUCGAUGUUGAAAACAAGGAAAGGAAAAUUAAACAUGACGUCUUAGCAUUUGCAGAAAGAUUUUACUCUGCUGAUGAAGUGAAGUUUUUAUCAACUAUACUGGACCCGGAAGUUCAGCGAAAGGAAUUUAUUAAGUUGUGGACUCUCAAGGAGGCAUAUGUGAAAGCAUUAGGAAAAGGCUUCUCUGCUGCACCUUUUAAUACCUUUACAAUCCAGUCUAAGGUUGGAACAGAAGGAUGCUACAAUCUUUGCAAGACAUCUGAAAUGACGAUCAGUUCGCUGGAGAAGACAGAGAAAUGCUACGAAGAAUGGAGGUUUGCCCUUUUGGAGUUGGCUGAUUCUCAUUAUGGUGCAAUCUGUACUGAAGAUGAUCAAGCUGGUGGAGGUGCAAUUUCAAUUGACAUAGACACUGAAGAAUCCAUUUAUUCAGUGAUUUCUUCAUCACAUCUUUCUCCUUCUUGCAGGUGGUCCUAUGAGGGUGAUUAUCCGAAAAACCAUCCCUUUCGUAGAAGAUGAACUUAUUUCUGAAUCCAAACUUCUGUAGUUGCUGCCUUCGACCUUCACAUUUCUGUAAUCAUUUUGUUUUGAAUACAUCCUUUGUAGUAGUACACUCCAUACAAUCGAAUAAUCAAAGCUUUUAGAUACCUUGGAAAGUUA